AUCACAACACUGCAUGUUGUCAAAUAAUGUCGUUUGGGCUGGGUUUUACAUGUUAUACGCUGGUCGGACAGCAGGGGGCACCAAUGCUCGCCGCUGCGGCUGUCCAAGCAGGCACGCAGUCGUCUCCCCUCCGUCGAUGUCGAGACGGGAGCAACUUCUCCGGAACACAACAGUCCUCCAGUCUCGCAGCGCAGCCUUAUGCACCACGGCAACCUCCACCCUACUCGGACCUUGUAGGUAUGGCGCCGAACCGAGACAGGAGCCAGGAAACGACCGCAUGAACACAGAAACCCGGUCGCCACAGAGGGAGACAGGGGGCUUUGACAAAGGCCUCUGGAUGUGGUGUGUGCUGCAACUCAGGUGAAAGCCAAUGUGCCUUCUGAGCAGCUUGUCUCACUACUUCAUCGUGUAGUGAGAAUGACAAGUUACUCUACAGUAUGUCUUUAUGAACCAAAGGGUGGGGGCCCAGACAGACACAACAUAGUGAGGGAGCCUUGAAUUUGAGAGAUCAGUGGGUGUGACAGGGUGGCACAAAGAGGGGGCAAGCUAAUUGUUAGCAUGAAGGAGGAGAGUUUGUACCACCGUAGGUUGUCUUUGUGUCCAAAUGCCACUUCCCCGCCCAAAAUUGACCCCCGCACCCUCAUGAGAAACCUAUCUUAUGGAGGCGACAAUGACCUCUACAACUUCAGCUCAGGCAGUGAGACAGACAGACACGAUAUCUCCAUGAUGAAUAAUGAACUUAGUCCUGCCCAAUCACCAGGCAGCAAGUCUGAGUCUAGGAUGUUUAAUGGUCUGGAGAAGGAAUGUCCCUCCCCGACAGAGAAACUUGCUCGAAAGGCAUCUCUUAAGGUCCAAAAGCAGAAUUACCGUCAAGAAAAGAAGCGUGCUGCCAAAGAACUGUUUAGUGCCCUCAAGGACCCUAGUGUUGUCAUCAUGUCCAACUGGCUAAAGAUCCGUGGCUCUUUAAAGAGUUGGACCAAGCUGUGGUGUGCCUUGAAGCCUGGUGUUCUUUUGAUAUAUAAGACCCCUAAAAGUGACCACUGGGUUGGUACCGUCCUGCUGAGUGCCUGCAAGCUCAUUGAGAGGCCCUCUAAGAAGGAUGGCUUCUGCUUCAAGCUUUACCAUCCACUGGACAAGUCCAUUUGGGCUGUCAAGGGUCCCAAAGGAGAGACUGUUGGUUCGAUCACACAGCCUUUACCAAGUAACUACCUGAUCUUCAGAGCGUCCUCAGAGUCUGAUGGCCGAUGCUGGAUGGAUGCACUGGAGCUUGCGCUGAGUUGCUCCAGCCUCUACAAGCUAACAGCCAAGUCAGGAAAAGAAGGUGAUAUCAACACAACUUCUGAGUCUUCCCACUUCCUCCAUCUUCUGCAGUCUGCCACACUAGCAGACACUGAUCUUUUGCAGUUGAAUGACUCUGUCUUGAUGGACAAUCACCAGAUGGACCAGGACAGAUUUUCCGACAAAUCUGAGCGCGAUGGUCACGAUGAGUGGGACACCUCUGCGAUUGAUAAUGGAGGAAGGUUGACAGAGGAGAGUGAUGUGGACCAAUCAGAUGAGGCGAUGUCUCCCAUGCCACAAGGGACACUUUAUGUAGAUCAGGGCACAGAAGAGAUGGCUGAGGCUGGGGAGGCGUCACAAGUUGAGACUGUGUCAGAGGAAAACAAGGGUCUAAUUUGGGGUAUUUUGAAGCAGCUGAGACCGGGCAUGGACCUCUCAAAAGUGGUGCUACCCACGUUCAUUCUGGAGCCUCGCUCCUUCCUGGACAAGCUGUCCGACUAUUAUUAUCAUGCUGAUCUGCUUUCACAAGCUGCACAGGAGGACAGCGCAUAUGAUCGGAUGAAGCAGGUAGUCAGAUGGUACUUGUCUGGCUUUUACAAGAAGCCCAAGGGUUUAAAAAAGCCUUACAACCCAAUAUUGGGUGAAACAUUUCGCUGCUGCUGGCUUCAUCCCGGAAGUGAAAGCUGCACUUUCUACAUAGCGGAACAGAUUUCGCACCAUCCACCCAUUUCUGCCUUUUAUGUCUGCAAUAGAAAGGAUGGGUUUUCCAUCAGUGGAAGCAUUCUGGCAAAGUCCAAAUUCUACGGUAACUCUCUGUCUGCUAUUCUGGAGGGCAAAGCGAGGCUGCGCUUUCUGAGCAGGGAGGAGGAGUACGUCAUCACCAUGCCCUAUGCUCAUUGCAAAGGUAUACUGUACGGCACUAUGACACUCGAGCUGGGUGGAAAGAUUACCAUUGAGUGUGAUAAAACAAAAUGUUUCACUGAGCUGGAGUUCAAGCUAAAGCCUUUCUUGGGGGGCCCCUGCUCUGUGAAUCAGAUCACCGGCAAGAUCUUUGUGGGGGAUGAGCUUGGUGCCACAGUUUAUGGACAUUGGGACAGUGAGGUUUUUAUUCAUGAGAAGCGCUCUGGACAGCAGGCAACAUUGUGGAACCCAAGCCCUGAUGUCCGUAGCAGUCGUCUCAAAAGACGAGUGGUUCACUUUGACCAGCAGGGGGAGUUUGAGUCCGAAAGGCUGUGGCAGCACGUGACCAGAGCAAUCAUAGACCGUGACCAGGUGCAGGCCACACAGGAGAAGUUUGUCCUGGAAGAAGCUCAGCGCAAAGAGUCCAGGGAGAGGGGCGAAAAACCCUGGACCCCGCGACUUUUCUACCAGGACCCAGUGACCACAGAGUGGACCUACAAGCAUGUGGAAGCCCAGCCGUGGGAGCCAGAACUUUGCCUAAUUCAGUUUGAGAGGAAUGGAGUCAUUCAAACGCUGGAGAGAAAACAGAGACAACACAAUGGCCUCUCUAACAGUGACAGCUGGCCCAGCAAACGCAAUGUUAAGAUGAAGGGCACACGCAGGAAAGCCAGCAGUCAGCCAUCCAGCUGCAGCCAGAACACCGAGAGCAGCAGCAGCACUCCAGAACCGACACACGAGUCCUCUGAUAAUGAAGAAUUCUCAAGCCACUGUGCACGGUGUAGCAAGGACAUGGCCCUCCUCCAGACCUCCAUCUCCUCCAUACAGAAGACUCAGCAAGACAUUCAGAGGAACCUGUCGGCUCUGAGUCGUCAGCUUACUCAGCAGAGGGCAGCCAGUGACAGCAUGUCAUGGAUGGGUCGUCACUGUGUUAUCGUCUGUUUGGUGCUCCUCUCGCACCUCCUCCUCCGCUACAUCUUCGCUUGAGAACCUCGGAGGGUUCUUUGUCCAGCACUGAUCUGACAUUUGAUCCCUCUCAACAAGCACAAACUAAUAAAGGGGGGGGCUUUGAACUCAGUUGAGUGUUAGAUGAGGUAUUUAGUCCCAUUCUUUUGAGGCUUAGCAUGAUCAUUAUAGCAAUAAACACAGCCAAUGCCUGUCAUCUUCAAAAUAAUAUUAAUGACACUCCCCCUAGUGUAGCCAGACUGAAAGAGCACCGGCACCCACGCACUUUGGAUGCGAGAGGAGGGACGACAGAAAGGGAUAACGAGGGUCUUUUAACAACAAAAAAAGGUUGAAUUGUACAAUGAAAAAUGAGUAACAAAGAUUAACAGACAGGAUGGUUCAUGUGUCUGUUUCGACUUGCCCUGCAAUACUGUCUGUCUGUGGCUGUGUCUGCGUGUAGUUUUUAUGUACUGUAGGCCCUAUGUGAGUGGGUAGAUCACCAUGCCAAUGUCUCCUCCACCUUCUACUCCAGAUUUUGGGCCUUAACCGCUGAUGCCAAAAAAUAAAUAACGAUGAAAAUUGUCACAUACAAACAAAAGAAGGAAUAUCUUCCAACAGUGCAAUCCUGUGUUUUGUAUUUACUCUAUUCACACAUUCGCUGUCUUGUCUUUUAAAGAGAAUUUUACCAAAACAGUAUUUAUAAUCCGAAAGGACAAAGAGUUCUUGUUUACAGGGAGCACUAUGUGUGUCUGUGUGUGUCUGUUUCCAGUGACACAUACUGUAGGCAAGAAGGCUGAUGUAGGUCAUGUGUGAGAGCCAUACAAAGUGUCUUUAUAUUUGUGCCUACUGUGGCAUAAUGGAAGUGGGAAAUGUGUAGCACUCGUUUUGGUUAGCUUGAAAGAAGCAUGUGGAUAGCAUUCAAGAAAUAAUCUUUGCUUAUGCCUCCUAGAGAACAUACUGAGAGGUGUCUCGUUUGAUAUUUUAUUUUUAAUAGUGUUUCCUGCAACCCACCCUGAAAAAUACCUACAGAUGUUUUUAACAUAUAUAACCCAAAGUUAGCACCUACAUUUGUAUGAGUUGAUCUUUUUAGUCUGAUAACAAACUAUCUGUAACAGAUGGGUCUAGCACCAUGUUCACACACAUGUUAACUUGUAAAGGUCAGUUAGUUUAUAAUGAUGGGAUUUGGCUAACAGUGAAUUAAAUGAAGUUGCAUUUACUAAGUCUCUGACCCCAUGUUCACACACAUGUUAACUUGUAAAGGUCAGUUAGUUUAUAAUGAUGGGAUUUGGCUAACAGUGAAUUAAAUGAAGUUGCAUUUACUAAGUCUCUGACCCUUAGGUAGACUACAGGUUGAAAACACUGAACCUGGCGUUCAUCUUGGUCCACAUGUUCAAGUGGCUUUGAAAAUGUAAACGCUAAUGAUUUGGUAUUUGUGUUCUUGAAGAAGAAAUGUACAUAUUUGUCUGCAGUGCUUUUACACUCUGUCAAAAAGCGAUUUCAGAAUGUAUUUAUUUUUUGAUUUACCCCCUUAGUAACUCAAAUAAUCUUGGCGUCUAGAUUUUAGAGAGCAGGGAUGACAAUCAUGCUCCAAGAAUUGCGUGCUGUCCUCUCAUGUGUUUUAUAUGUGUGAGAAAGCCAUUUGAGUUAUGCUAAAAGCAAAGCCAUCUAUAUCUGCGACCUUGUUUUUUUUUUUUUUUUUAGCAGUAAACAACUUUACAGUCCAAUGCCCUGUUUGUAACGUUUCAGUCUAGUGCCAGUACUGAUCUAUUCAACGGGAGCAAAUUUUAGCGAUGAAAGUCGACUGAAUGAUUCUGUGCGCUAUUUAAGUUCUUUUUAUUUUCCUGUUUUUAUACUCUGUCACCAUUUUCUGGGAUUGUAUAUGCCACCUAUCUUUGUUAUAUUGAAGAAAAACUUUAGAACGUAAUGAUGCCCAAUUUUUUCAUUCACACUUGUUGCACACUGUAGCACUACAGUAAAAACCUUUAACCCAGAAACUCCCUUUUGUCCUUA
Messenger RNA from Syngnathoides biaculeatus (alligator pipefish), 5130 nucleotides. It is a transcript of the gene osbpl5, whose product is annotated as oxysterol binding protein-like 5. The record is from RefSeq and is a predicted model, not a curated record. Gene Ontology annotation, molecular function: sterol binding. Gene Ontology annotation, cellular component: cytosol; membrane; intracellular membrane-bounded organelle. Gene Ontology annotation, biological process: phospholipid transport. Bases 559 to 3162 code for a protein of 867 amino acids. Lineage: Eukaryota; Metazoa; Chordata; Actinopteri; Syngnathiformes; Syngnathidae. The transcript has 24 exons.